AGAAUUUUUCUAUUGCAGGUGAACACAAUCGAAGCAACAGAUUGGCCCGUCUAUGUUACAUCGUAUCUCGAAAAUGGUCAAUUAACAACAGAUGACGAACUAUCGGAUGAAGUUAAACGAAAAAUUCCACAAGAAUCACACAUGUUUAUUAUAGAUCCAAGUAAUGACAUACUACGAAGGAAAUUAGAUGAUGGAACUACAGUUCCGUUUGUUCCAUUUAUUAAUCAAUUUGAUACCGUUCGAAAAAGUCACGAAGCAUACGGACACAUAGCCGCCGAAGGUACCUAUCAGUUGCUUCGCACUAGAGCCUGGUGGCCGAAUAUGAAACAAGAUAUCAAAAAGUGGGUAUCAAUGUGUCAGAAAUGUCAAUUGUCAACACCAACAUCGGGUAAUCAUGAAGAAUUACAUCCGUUAACACCUGUACCGGCCUUUCAUCGUUGGUCGUUGGAUUUUGUUGGUCCAUUGCCAAAAAUGGGAAGUCAAAACUGUUGGUUAUUAACGGCCAUAGAUCAUGCAACAAAAUGGCCCGUGGUUAAAGCCGUACCAAAUGCAACAACACAAACAGUAGCAAAAUUUCUACACGAUGAGAUAAUGAUGAAUUAUGGGUGCCCCUCCGAAUUAUUAACAGAUCGUGGCCCGAGUACCAUGUCUCGGGAACUUCGUACGUAUUUACAAACAAUGGGCACAAAGCAUCUGCUAACGUCCGCCUACCAUCCACAGACAAAUGGUACUGUUGAGAGGUUUAACAGAACAUUUAUCAGCAUGUUAAGAAAAUAUAUCCAAGGAAAAACAACGAAAUGGGAUGAAUUCGUUGAUCAAGCUCUAUUUGCAUGCCGGGUACGUGUUCAUCAGUCAACAGGUAGAACACCGUUCUUUAUGGUGUAUGGUGUUGAACCUAAGAUUCCUGGAGAUGAAUUAACGCCAAUACUUGAUGAUCGUGGAAAUACAACGAUUAAUACAACUAGCCGUCUGAACCAACUACAUAAUUUAGCGGUCGACCGGGAACGAGUCACAACAAAAUUGAAAGAAAAUGCUAUCAAGAUGAAGAUUCAGUAUGAUAAACAUGUGAAACACACUGAUCAGUUAAAAACAAUUGAUUGGGUGCUUGUAAAGCAUGAACAGAGGAAGAAGAUGCAUCCAUAUUGGUUAGGACCAUUCAAAAUAAGAAAAGUAUUUUCUCUAGGAACUUUUCAGCUUGAGGACGUCAGCGGACAGAUAAAAGCAGAUUUAGUCAAGCAGAUCCGGUAUGUAGGGAGAAAUACAAGACUUUCAACUCUUGAAUAA
This is a messenger RNA of Didymodactylos carnosus, 1284 nucleotides long. Lineage: Eukaryota; Metazoa; Rotifera; Eurotatoria; Philodinida; Philodinidae. The record is from the annotation of a GenBank genome assembly.